AUGUCGAAACCAAGCAGGAUCGAAUACCAAGACCUCGAAGAGCUUCUCAAAGAUGACAACAAGGUCAAGCUCGCUGGCUUGGACGUAGAUGGCAUCGUCCGAGGCAAGUACGUUUCGAAAUCAAAGUUCCUUUCGGCGGCUAAGCCUACCUCUGAUUUCGGCUUUUGCUCUGUGAUCUUUGGUUGGGAUAUGCACGAUCUUGUCUACCCGACCGAACUUCUCGUCUCGAACAAAGCAAACGGCUAUCGCGAUCUUUCGGCGAGGAUCGAUCUGGACACCUACCGACGCAUUCCGUGGGAGAACAACGUGCCUUUCUUCCUUAUCCGAUUCUUCAAUGCCGAUGGAACACCGCUUGCCGUUUGUCCACGAAACUUGUUGCGCUCAGUGGCGAGCAGAGUGGAGGAGCAGACGGGAUGGAGGUGCAUGGCCGGAGCUGAAUUCGAGUACUUUCAGUUUAAAGAGACUGCCCAGUCACUAGCUGAGAAAGCUUUCGUCAAUCUUAACACGCUUACACCAGGCAAUCAUGGCUAUUCCAUGCUCCGCACCACUCUCAACAAGGACUACUUCCUCGAGCUCUUUGAUGCCGCUCAAGCUUUCAGAAUCGAUGUCGAGGGGCAUCAUACCGAGACUGGUCCAGGUGUGUACGAGACUGCAUUGGCCUACACCGAAGUGACGCGCAUGGCCGAUAUGGCGGUCCUCUACAAGCUCCUCGCCAAAUCCGUAGCCAUCAAGCAUGGCAUUGUACCAACCUUCAUGGCUAAACCGCAUGCGAACCAUGCUGGAUGUUCUGGGCAUAUCCAUGUAUCCCUCUGCGAUCCCAAGACGGGCAGGAACAUGUUUGCGCUAAGCAAGGAGGAGCAGAUUGCACAACAAGGCAGGAAGGAAGCCAAGUACGAGGAUGUCAAAUACCUUAGUCAACAGGCCGAGUGGUUUCUCGCUGGAGUCAUGACCGGCUUGCCGGACAUCAUGCCCCUACUGUGCCCAACGAUCAACUCGUACAAGAGGCUAACUACAGGCCAAGCCUACUGGGCUCCCAACAUCUCUUCCUAUGCCUACGACUCCCGGCUGGCUUCAGUGAGGAUCCUGAGUCCCCCAGACGUGCCAGACUACGCAACACGCUUCGAAGUGCGUGUACCAGGAGCCGACCUAAACGCCCCGUACGCAUUCGCAGCCAUCUUCGCCCUCGGACUCUACGGUAUCUCGCAAAAGCUUCAUCUGCCCUUCGCACCUCUGGACACCACACUGGAAGCUAAGGAGCAAAAGCUGGUUUACCUACCAACAUGCUUGCAGUCAGCGACACAACGGUUCAUGGCCAAAGAGAGUCUCGCACGAAAAGUGCUAGGCGAUACACUUGUCGACCACUUCGGCGCAACUAGACUGCACGAGGUACACUUGUUCAACCAAUCCGUCACCAAUUGGGAGAUGCAAAGGUACAUGGAGCUUGUCUAA
Ustilago hordei is the source of this 1449-nucleotide messenger RNA. RefSeq names its product putative glutamine synthetase. NCBI's taxonomy places the organism in Eukaryota, Fungi, Basidiomycota, Ustilaginomycetes, Ustilaginales, Ustilaginaceae. The transcript is spliced from 2 exons. Gene Ontology annotation, molecular function: glutamine synthetase activity. Bases 1 to 1449 code for a protein of 482 amino acids. The record is from RefSeq and is a predicted model, not a curated record.